UCCUAAAAGCUCGGGAAGAGUCGGAGAUGCGGUGAAGCGGCUUCAUUUGAGCCCAACUCAGAGGCAUGCGUAAGCGGACCAACUCGCAGACAGCGGAGCAUGACAGCGGGACCACCGGUACUCUGCUGGACAGCGACACGGACCUGAAGCAGCGCACCGGCAGAGAAGCGGCAGGGCCCGCAGCAGGCGGCCGGCAGGGCCCGGGAGCGGACCGGAGCAUGGCCAAACCGUUCCGGAGGUUGGGUCUGGUGGGGAAGCUGAAGAGGGUGGUGUUGUGGCUGCUGCUAGUCUACGUCUCCAUUCCCUUCAUCAUCAAGCUGUGUCCGUCCAUCCAGGCCAAACUCGUCUUCCUCAACUUCGUGAGGAUGCCGUACUUCAUCGACCUGAAGCGACCUCUGGACCAGGGAUUGAACCACACACACAACUUCUACCUGGAACCUGAGAGCGGGCUGAAGAUCGGAGUCUGGUUAGGCUACCACGUGGUCACGUUUGAUUACAGAGGUUGGGGCGAUUCAGAAGGCUCGCCAUCAGAGAGCGGGAUGACAUCAGACGCUCUCUUUAUUUAUGACUGGCUGAAGCGGCGGACAGACAAAACGCUGCCUCUUUACAUCUGGGGACACUCUCUGGGAACAGGAGUGGCAACCAAUGUGGUCAGACGGCUGUGUGACAGAGGAAGUCCUCCUGACGCGCUCAUCUUAGAGUCUCCUUUCACCAACAUCAGAGAGGAGGCCAAGAGUCACCCCUUCUCCAUGGUGUACCGGUACCUGCCCGGCUUUGAUUGGUUCUUCCUGGACGCCAUCACUGCCAACAACAUCCGCUUCACCAGCGAUGAGAACAUGAACCACAUCUCCUGUCCCGUGCUCAUCCUCCACGCCGAGGACGACAGCGUGGUUCCUUUCCACCUCGGUAAGAAGCUCUACUCGCUGGCGUCGCAGUCGAAGAGCCUGAGCGGUCACAAGGUUCAGUUCGUGCCCUUCCCCGCCGCGCUCGCCUACAAGCACAAGUUCAUCUACAGGAGCCCGGAGCUGCCAAACAUCCUCAGUGAUUUCCUGGGCACAGCUCAUCCCGUCGCACAGUGAGGACAGACAGGAAGUACUCGGAUUACUCUCUGCACUCCACGACAGCCGCACCGCCGCGGCUCGUUUUGUCCUCGCAUGACCUCGACACAUCAUUCCUCCUUCUGUUGGCAUUCCUCCCACAGCCGCGCUCGUGUCACAGCACGCAGGGUCGCCACGGCAACCGAUGCUUUUAAAGAGUGGUGGCGUGGAGUUUUUAAUAUUUUUGUGUGAUUGUGUCGAGUUUAUCACUGGAACUUGUCUGAAGGCCUGUUACAACUUGAAUUAAAUAUUAUUUGUUUUAUUUGUC
This is a messenger RNA of Pundamilia nyererei, 1365 nucleotides long. RefSeq names its product monoacylglycerol lipase ABHD12-like. The record is from RefSeq and is a predicted model, not a curated record. Lineage: Eukaryota; Metazoa; Chordata; Actinopteri; Cichliformes; Cichlidae. The transcript has 12 exons. Gene Ontology annotation, biological process: phosphatidylserine catabolic process; monoacylglycerol catabolic process. Bases 66 to 1079 code for a protein of 337 amino acids. Gene Ontology annotation, cellular component: endoplasmic reticulum membrane. Gene Ontology annotation, molecular function: monoacylglycerol lipase activity; phosphatidylcholine lysophospholipase A1 activity.